Messenger RNA from Kluyveromyces marxianus DMKU3-1042, 1908 nucleotides. It is a transcript of the gene THP3, whose product is annotated as Thp3p. The transcript has a single exon. The record is from RefSeq and is a predicted model, not a curated record. The coding region runs from base 1 to 1908 and encodes 635 amino acids. Gene Ontology annotation, cellular component: nucleus. Lineage: Eukaryota; Fungi; Ascomycota; Saccharomycetes; Saccharomycetales; Saccharomycetaceae.
AUGAAAAGAGAUACAAUGAAUACCUAUAACCAGGUCAAUCCUAUAACUUUGAAAAGGCGUCCUGAAAAAAAUAGCAAGGAGAGUACUGUAGUGGAUUCAACACCGUUAAUCUCUGAUAACGAUUCUGAAAACUCUGGUACGUCUCUUCCUGAACUGAGGGCAAAGUUAAAGAGAGAACGGGCACAGGCAUUGCAAAAUGGCAUCGCAAAUGAGAAAACCAACACAGAAAAUGGGAAGGAAGAUACAUACACACCAGAUUUUGAUAGGCUCUUAAAUCCUCUAGGUGGGAUGAUCAAACAGCCAUUACCUGCCUCCUUUUACCGUUUCGUAGAUAAAGAAUUUAAGGCUGCAAAAGUCCAACGAUUAACAACCAAGCGCAUAAAGGGAUUAUAUCGCGAUAUCAGAUUAUUACUUAAAGAGGCCAUCUCAAAGAGUUUGGUAUUUAAAAAUGACUGGGAUCAGCAACUAUUAACGUCCGUUUUUCGUGAACAGCCACUCUUAUCACCAGUCGAAGAGAAACUUGACUGUCUUCUAACUCAGGAGCAGAAAAAAGUAAUACUUGACACCAUACCUUACGAGAAAUAUGGUAUCGAACCACCAAACGUGACAAGGUCCACUCCUUUGAGCAAUGAUACUAACCUAUAUGAAAUAAAUGAUCCAACGUCGAUCGUUACUGUGGAAGCACCCUCAGCUGUUCCACCUCCACCUCCACCAAUUAGCGCAAGACCCCCUCCGCCCUGGGCUCAGAAUGUACUGCAGCCCAAUAGGACAACAACAUUGAAGGUUCCUUUACCUCCAGUCUCUUCAGUGCCACCUCCAGCAAUUGUUCCAUCGUUUACGAAAACCGUAACGACAAGCGAACCCACCGGGUAUAAUGAUAGCCGUAAUAACAAUAGCAUGAGUAAAAUGCAAGCUCGUAUGGAUGAAAAUACAAGAAGGAUGGAAAGGCUGAAGAGGUUUGCGAAUCCAGAUAAGUCCACAAAUACUAGAAUUAAGCGUGUAAAGAUUGAUGAUGACGAUAGUUACUCUGAUCUUAACGCCAUUACUAAUAAAGCAUAUAAAUUUGAUAAGGAUAAACCAAUUGUCGGAGUGUGCCACGUGUUGGAGAAGAGAUAUUUAAGACUCACAUCAGAACCAGACCCAGAAAAAGUGCGGCCUCUUGAAGUUCUAAGAAAAGCUCUUGAUUGGAUUGUGGGGAAGUUUCGUAGUGGUUCUUGUUCAUAUCAGUACUUCUGUGAUCAAAUGAAAUCUAUUAGGCAAGAUUUGAAGGUCCAAAUGAUUGAAAAUGAUUUCACAGUAACCGUAUACAAGACACACGCUCGAGCAGCACUAGAAAAUGGCGACAUAGGAGAAUAUAACCAGUGCCAGAGUAGUUUGAAACCAUUGUUUGAUAAAGAUAACAUCGACAAGAGCGAUUUGCCAGAAUUUAUCAGUUAUAGAAUAUAUUAUCACAUGAUGACAUCAGACCAUUCAAGCGUUAAUCAACUACGUCUUCAACUUCUAACUAACUUAAAACAUAUAUCUGGUCAUGAAAUGAUCAAAAGGGCCCUUAGAAUGGUGGAUGCUCAAAUACAAAAUAACUACCAUCUAUUUAUGAGAAUAUAUCAGCAAACUAAGGGUCCCGAACGUCAUUUGGUGGAUCAAUUCAUUAAGAAAGAAAGGGUGAGUGCAUUAAAUUAUAUGUGUAAGGCCUAUGCUCGAGUUCCACUUCAGUUUUUGGCCCCGGAGCUUCAUUUCAAUAAUGCAAAUGAGGCGUUUACGUUCUUGACUGAGCUCGAAUUAAUUCAAUUCAUGGUAGUGCCCCAAAAUAACCCCGAUGAUAUGUACAUUGAUUGCAAAAGUUGUAGACCCACCAUUAUGAAGCACUUCAGCGAUGCAAGAAGAGUAGAUAUAAAGGGUCAAAUAUGA